Tilletiopsis washingtonensis is the source of this 895-nucleotide messenger RNA. Its product is annotated as plant basic secretory protein. Lineage: Eukaryota; Fungi; Basidiomycota; Exobasidiomycetes; Entylomatales. The record is from RefSeq and is a predicted model, not a curated record. The transcript is spliced from 7 exons. The coding region runs from base 91 to 846 and encodes 251 amino acids.
GACCCGCACCUCCCGCUCAGGGUGCAUGGGCCCACCCGGCCGCUCCGUCGUCCGCUCUACAGCAUCUGCGCCAACGCAGGCACCCUCAAAAUGCCGCCGCUCGACACAGCAGAGGAGCAAAGCAGCCAUGUCUGCCCGGCGCCGACGCUGAGCCUGCAGCUGCACUCGCUCGACGACGCGGGCGUGGAGCGCUUUGCGCGCAGCAUGCAGGCGCACCUCAGCCUGCGCCAGUGCCUCGAGGAGGUGUGGCGGGCAUUGCGCUACGACGCACCCGAGGCACCGGCAUGCCGCAAGGUGACCUGCCUGACGCUCGUCGUGCGGCCCAUGGACGGCGUGGCGCACACGGCCGGCGCGGCGGGGCAGGACGACCACAAGCAGAUUCACCUUGCUGCAGGCCACAUCGCCCGCUGCCACGCCUCGGACGACGCGGCGCUGCACGAGAUCAAGGGUGUGCUGUGGCAUGAGAUGGUGCAUGUGCUGCAACACGAUGGACGCGGCACCGUGCCCGGUGGCCUCAUCGAGGGCAUUGCCGACUGGGUCAGGCUCAAGUGCGGUCUGGCGCCGCCGCACUGGGCACGCACGCCUGGCCCAUCCUGGGACGCGGGCUACGAGAAGACAGGCGAGUCAUACUUCCUCGUCUGGGUCUCCGACCACGUUGGCGAGCCACGCCUCGUGCCAGGCCUCAACGCCGCCUUCGCCACGGCCGAGUGGGACAACGGCGCCGCCUUCCGCACGCUGUGCAACGGCCAGACGGUGGAGGAGCUGUGGGCCGCAUACCUCAAGAGCUUCGACGGCGACCGCACGGCCGCGCCACCAGCCCGCCCCACAGAGGCCGCACGCCCAUAGCAAUGCCACCAGUGAACAAAGCACCCGCUGCUGGCACGGGAGAGAAGGG